This is a messenger RNA of Diaporthe batatas, 549 nucleotides long. RefSeq lists its product as uncharacterized. The record is from RefSeq and is a predicted model, not a curated record. The transcript has a single exon. Lineage: Eukaryota; Fungi; Ascomycota; Sordariomycetes; Diaporthales; Diaporthaceae. The coding region runs from base 1 to 549 and encodes 182 amino acids.
AUGGCGGGAAACAAAGACUCGACAUCCAAGCCAGGCCCAGCAAGGCAAGAUGAUCGUCCCCCGCCCUCGUACGACAGCCUGUACCCUCCGAGGCCAGCUGCGAGGCCAGCUGCGCCGCCGAGCAGCGCAAACGCAUCCGUCGAAGACUUCGAACCGCGCAGUGACGGCUCGCCAAGGCGGACCUUGACUCCCCCACGGCCUCAGAGCACGCCUUUCAAGACCGCCGAGGCUGCUGCCGAGACCGCGAUGUACGGGACUGUUCGAGCCUUUCGACUCAGCGACAAGACUCUCGUCGCCGCCGACAUUGCCCACGCCAUCGCUGUUGCCGUCUCAACCUCGCGCUCUUACACGGCCUUUGUCGCUGCUACCACCGCGGCUGAAAACGCGGCACUCCUCCUUGCCCACAACCGUCACCGUUAUAUCCCCGAUGACCAGAUGGAUCAGCUCAUCAAUGACGCAAUCCGUCGCGCCGCCGAGCAUGCUGUGGCAGUCGAUGCUGGCAAUACGCCAACUGGUAGUUGGCCCUCGGACACACGUGAUGGUGCUUGA